Adineta steineri is the source of this 753-nucleotide messenger RNA. The record is from the annotation of a GenBank genome assembly. Lineage: Eukaryota; Metazoa; Rotifera; Eurotatoria; Adinetida; Adinetidae.
AUGUUCUUCGAUCUAUUUGCAGGAUCGUCUCUUCGUAAACAAUCACCUAAAUCUCCAUGGGAGUGUUCAUCAUUACUAAAUUAUUUGAAUUCAUUCAAUAACACAAUUGAUGGUUACGGUCGGCCUACUCUAGCGUAUUUCAUCGAGCAAGGUAUAGUAUCAGCAGCUGAUCAAUUAAUUUGUCAUGUAUACAACACACCUCUCAACUGUACAAUUGAGUAUAAUCUGCAUCUUCUUACGGGACUUCCACUAUAUACACUCCAAUGGGAUACAAUUAAAGAUGAAAAUGUAACGCAAUUUGUUUAUAAACUGAUAAAGCGCUUCAAUAACUCCAGUGAUGGAAUUUACCAUCCGUGGCAUUAUUUCUAUGUACGUAAUGGCGAUCAAAUGAAUCUUGAACAAAAAUUUCAAAAGCUGAAUUUUGUAUUCAGAAAAACAUUCGUAGCAUUUUUACUUAGAUUAAAAGGCAUUUGGCAAAUUCUCCCAUAUUUUUGUCAGCAUGACCGACGUCUUAAAUACAAAUGUUUAUCUGAGGAAACCUGCGAAGCUCUGAUUGCUACAUACAAUAUGGACACCAACUUAAAACAUUUACUAAAUCAUCGGGAUAUUGAAAUUGAAUACAAGUCCAAAACUGAAGAUAAUGAAAUACUUGCAGAAGUAUUCGCUGUCAAUGACAUCAAAUUUGGAAGUGGCAUCUGGAAUACAAAUAUAAAUUGUGCAUCAAGCAUAGGUAAUGUAAUCACUGCGUCGUAG